Messenger RNA from Pipistrellus kuhlii (Kuhl's pipistrelle), 2157 nucleotides. RefSeq names its product SH3 and cysteine rich domain 2 (gene STAC2). Bases 454 to 1698 code for a protein of 414 amino acids. The record is from RefSeq and is a predicted model, not a curated record. Gene Ontology annotation, biological process: positive regulation of protein localization to plasma membrane; skeletal muscle contraction; positive regulation of voltage-gated calcium channel activity. Gene Ontology annotation, cellular component: extrinsic component of cytoplasmic side of plasma membrane. The transcript has 11 exons. NCBI's taxonomy places the organism in Eukaryota, Metazoa, Chordata, Mammalia, Chiroptera, Vespertilionidae. Gene Ontology annotation, molecular function: protein binding.
CGGCGGGGGCCCCGGGGUGCGGGCCGGGGCCCGCGGGGGGCGGGGGGGAGAUGGGGGGCGGGCUCAGAGGGCGGCGGAGGUGGCCGGACCAGGACCGCUCCGCGGCUCCCUCCCGCUGCUCAUCCCCGCGUCCCCGCGUCCCUCCUCCCCUGACUCCCGGCAGCAUCCUCCGCGGACCCUCGGUCCUUACGGUCCUCACUCCCGGGGUCGUCCCGCUCCCGCCGCCCCGCGCAAUCGCCACCCCUGCCCGGCCGCCCCGGGAACUUUCUCCCCGCCCGCGCCCGGGAGUGAGGGGUGGCCGUGUCUGGGCGGGUGUCUCCCGGGGCUCCUCGGGAGGCGGUCUCCGGAGAAGGGCGUCAGGGUCCCGGAGAGACGCCCGCGCCCCCCCGCAGCCUGCCCCGCGGCGGGAGGACCGUCGGGUGUCGGCGUCCUCGCGGCCCUUCGCCCCCGACCAUGACCGAGAUGAGCGAGAAGGAGAGCGAGCCGGAUGACGCGGCCGCCCACGCCGCCCCGGGGACCGGGUCCGUCCUCCCAGAGACCAAGCUCCAGCGGUUCAAGCGCUCGCUGUCCCUCAGGACCAUCCUCCGCAGUAAGAGCGUGGAGAACUUCUUCCUCCGCUCCGGCUCCGGCACCGGCUCCGGCUCCGAGCUCAAGUGCCCCACGGAGGUGCUGCUGACCCCGCCCACCCCGCUGCCCCCCUCCUCCCCGCCCCAGGCAUCCACCCAGAGGGGCCUGCCCACCCCGGCCCCCUCCCCCUGCCCGGCCCCACGGCCCCUGGCAUCUCUCAAACCCGUGAGGCUGCACAGCUUCCAGGAACACGUCUUCAAGCGAGCCAACCCCUGCGAGCUGUGCCACCAGUUCAUUGUGGGAAACUCCAAGCAGGGCUUGCGCUGUAAGACGUGCAAAGUCAGUGUCCACCUCUGGUGCUCCGAGGAGAUCUCCCACCAGCAAUGCCCGGUCAAGUCGUCUUCCUCCUUCCGUCGCAACUUUAGCUCCCCGCUCCUGGUGCAUGAGCCGCCGCCAGCCUGUGCCGCCAGCAGAGAGUCUCCCCCCACCGGCGCCAGCGGGAAGGUGGACCCGGUCUACGAGACCCUACGCUAUGGCACCUCCUUGGCACUGAUGAACCGCUCCAGCUUCAGCAGCGCCUCUGAGUCCCCCACACGGAGCCUGAGCGAGCGGGAGGAGCUGACUGAGGAUGGGGAGAGCAGCAUCCGAAGCUCUGAGGAGGGCCCUGGCGACAAUGUGUUCACAGCCCCCGCAGAGAGCGAAGGCUCAGGACCGGAGGAGAAGAGCCCGGGGCAGCAGCCCCCCAAGCAGCCGCCGCGGAAGGACGUGGGGCCCAUGUACUCCUACGUGGCGCUCUACAAGUUCCUGCCCCAGGAGAACAACGACCUGGCGCUGCAGCCCGGAGACCGGAUCAUGCUGGUGGAUGACUCUAACGAGGACUGGUGGAAGGGCAAGAUUGGCGACCGGGUUGGCUUCUUCCCGGCCAACUUUGUGCAGCGGGUGAGGCCGGGCGAGAAUGUUUGGCGCUGCUGCCAGCCCUUCUCCGGGAACAAGGAGCAGGGCUACCUGAGCCUCAAGGAGAACCAGAUCUGCGUGGGCGUGGGCAGGAGCAAGGAUGCUGACGGCUUCAUCCGCGUCAGCAGCGGCAAGAAGCGGGGCCUGGUGCCAGCCGACGCCCUGACCGAGAUCUGAGCGGAGCCAGGAGAACCCAGAUGCCACCCCUGCCUGUGCCUGGCCCUCGCUUCUGGUCCCGGGAGGGGAGCGGGCAUCUGCCCACGCGCUCCCUCCAUCCGCCUCUCCCCCAGCAGCCAUCGCCACGGCUUGGGAGGCUUCUGCACUGAGGAAGGUUCCAUUUCUUGGUCCCAGCGUGUCAGAAAGAUGUGCUCCUCUGGGACUUGGGGUGGGGGAGGAGAGAAUGGGGGGGAUGGGGGAGCUCCAGGCAGGACCACCCCGUGCCCAGGCACCCCCAGUCCAGAUGCCAUGCUGAGUCCAGCCCUGAGGGGCAUUCUUGGGGGACCUCCCUGCUGCUUCUUCCCGCAGAGCCUGUGCCCACGCCAGCUUUGCAUGGCCCACGCUCCCUCUGCCGCGGGGCCCUGCUUGGGCCUGAUGUGUGCGGCCUGGCCACGCUGCCGGCGGAAGGAGUGCCUUCCC